AUGGCUGAAGCACGGCAGCACGCGUGGUCCUAUCCCAUCUGCGCGGUUUCAUCGCAGGCGCCGCCGGGGGCGCCGCUGCCAUCCGUCGAUCAGCGACGGCAGCCGCUUGAGCUUGAGCAGGCAGUCGACGACGUUCUUCCAGGCGCCGCGCACGGAUUCGACGAAGCGAUUGGCGAUGUUGAAGAGCGCGAGCGUGGCCAUCCGUGGCUUGAGCUCGUUGCUGAAGGUGAAGAGCGUCUCCUCCGUGGUGGCGUAGGGGUUGAGCAGCGUGGUGAACUUGCAGAGGCAGCAGAGCAGCUCGUCCAGGGCGCCGCUGGCCUCCUCGCCGCGCCCGUCUCUCUCCUCCCUCUCCUGCUCUUCUGGGUCAGGCGAGUAGGCGACCAACGCAACGCAAGUGGCCGUGGAUCAGCCAUGCCCGCGCUUCUCGUCAACACCGUCUCGGUCUCCCCUGCCGCCCCAAGGCUACGCUCCUCGCGGCCCGCCACGGCACGGCGAGCAAGUGCGCGCCACAGCCACAGGUGCCGAGCCGAAGCAUCCGGCAGCGGCACCAACGGCGGCGACAGCGGCUACAGGCCGGGGGGCGUCCGCGGCUCGUGGGUGUCGGACUACGACUUGUACGAGCUGCUGGGCGUGGAGCGGUCAUCGCCGCAGUCGGAGAUCAAGGCGGCGUACCGGUCGCUGCAGAAGCGGUGCCACCCGGAUGUGGCCGGCGCCGCGGGCGGCCACGACAUGGCCGUCAUCCUCAACGAGGUGUACGCGCUGCUCUCCGACCCGGCCGCGCGCCUCGCCUACGACCAGGAGCAGGCGCGCCGCUCCGAGUUCGCUGGCUACACGGGCCGCCCGCUCUACUCCUCCUGGCUCGGCCCCGAGUCCGAGCGCCGGGCCGUGUUCGUCGACGAGGUGCGCUGCGUCGGCUGCCUCAAGUGCGCGCUCCACGCGUCCCGGACCUUCGCCGUCGAGUCCGUGUACGGCCGCGCCCGCGCCGUCGCGCAGUGGGCCGACGACGAGGACAGGAUCGUCGACGCCAUCAACACCUGCCCCGUCGACUGCAUCUCGAUGGUGGAGAGGUCGGACCUGGCGGCUCUCGAGUUCUUGAUGUCCAAGCAGCCGCGCGGCAGAGUCCGCGUCUCCGAAGGAAACGCCGUGGGAGCGCGCGCGCCCAACGUCUUCAACGAAGUCGCCAAGUUCCAGAAAAGAUUCUUCGAGAUGAAGCAGAAAUCUGCGACCAGAGAAUCCCAGGAGCCAGAGGCGGCACGGCAGUCGAGGACGUCAGCAGUUCAUACCAUCAGAUCCAUGUCGAACUGGUGGUACUGGCGGCCAUUAGGGUUCGGGGCAUCGGCCCCGGCCACCAUUGUCCGCGCUUCGCGCCUCCUGCCGCCGCCGGCGGCGGCGGCGGCGGCAUCGGCACCCGCUGACCCCGUGACGGAGAGGCUCCAAGAAGCCGCCGCUGCCCGGCGCAAAACGGAAGGCGCGGCCACGGCACACGCCCGGCGCGACGACUACUGGACCCCGCAGCUGAACCUGCCGUCGGUAGCUCUUCCGCCGAGCAUUCGCCAGAGGGGAAGGGACACUCCCACUCCCCAAGGCCACGGCCGCAGGCGAGGAGCAGCCGGUGAAACGGCCGCCGGCGCCGGGAGGAAGGGCAUAAGCAUCGACCUGAUGGCGCCGCUGCUUUUGGGGAUCGUCGCGGCGGGGUUCGUGGGUUACAACGGGGAGGGGGUGGCCGGAGGUGGCAGCGGCAUUCAGGAGCAUGUUGGCGGCCCCAUUGCUCUUGUAGUCGUCAACAGCUUUGAAAUGAAGGCCGUGCUGGCCGGGGUGACUUGGUUCAUCAUCGGCGCAGCCAUUGCCGGUGUGAUUCAGGUACUUGGAAGAAGGGAAGAGAACAUUUGGAAAUGA
This is a messenger RNA of Miscanthus lutarioriparius, 1896 nucleotides long. NCBI's taxonomy places the organism in Eukaryota, Viridiplantae, Streptophyta, Magnoliopsida, Poales, Poaceae. The record is from the annotation of a GenBank genome assembly.